AUGCCUGCCGCCCUGAAAAAGGCGCUCAGCAAGCUCAAGACCGGCAGCCAGUCCUCCGACGAGGACGGCUCGACCAGGAGCCCCAAGCCCAAUGGCGUCAACUCGCCCGUCGCUCCCUCGUCGGGCAUUUCCUCGCCUGUCGUGAAGAACUCGCCCAAGUCCUCGCCACGCACCUCGGGCAUCUUCAGCCGCAGCAGCGGCACCUUUGACAGGAAAGAGGUCGUCGGCCGCUCCAGCGGCACCUUCGACCGCAAGGAGCACCGCGGCAGCGGCACCUUCGACCGCAGCAACCACCGCACCAGUACCAACUUCACCGAGAAGGCUUCCCACAGCCCUGUCCGCGCUCUCCGUGAAAAGCUGCACCUGGGCCACGACUCCGACUCUGACUCCACUGACGUUCCGCUCAACCGCGACGGCGAACCCAUGAGCAAAGCCCAGCUCAAGAAGCAGGAAAAGCAAGCCGAGUGGGAAGAGCACAGGCGCCAAGUCGAGGAGAAGCAGGAGGCCCAGCUGCGCAAACGCCGGGAGAUGGAGGAGCGCGCUAAGAAGGAGGAGACCCCCGAACAGCGGGCCAAGUACGGCGAGCUGCCCGUGAACAACUACGCCGGCGAGUGGAAGCACCAGGAGCGCUGCAACAUCGGUUCCUUGUCCGCCAACGAUGCGGGCAAGGAGGUCGUUUUCCGCGCCCGCCUCCACCACAUUCGCAAAAUGAGCGCCCAUCUUGUCUUUUUUGUCCUCCGCCAGCAGACUCUCACCAUUCAGGGUGUGCUUCACGAGCACGGCUCCGUUUCCCCCCACUUCGUCUACUGGGCCGAGCACCUGGACGUCGAAUCCGUCGUUCUCGUCAAGGGUAUCGUACAACCGCCCAAGGCCAAGGAAGGCGAGAUCAAGGGCACCACCAUCCACGACGUCGAGAUUUCAGUGCACGAGCUCCACGUCGAAUCAAAAGUUACUACUCCACUUCCCUUCAGCGUCGCCGAGGCCGAGGUCACCAAGGCCGAGACCGAGCAGGAGGGCGACACCAGAGUCCGCGUUGCUGACCGGACACGCCUAUCGAACCGCGUCAUCGACCUUCGGUCCACCACUUCGCAAGCUAUCUUCCGCAUUCAAUCCGGUCUUUGCAACUUUUUCCGUACUUAUCUUGAUACCCAAGGUUUCGUUGAAAUUCAUACCCCUAAGCUCCAGGGUGGUGCGACCGAAUCCGGUGCUAGCGUGUUCAAAAUUGACUACUUCGGUCGCCCCGCAUUCUUAGCCCAGAGCCCGCAAUUGGCCAAGCAGAUGUGUAUCUCUGCCGACUUUGGCAGAGUGUACGAGAUCGGUGCCGUCUUCCGUGCUGAGAACAGCAACACUCACAGGCACUUGACUGAGUACACUGGUCUCGAUCUCGAGAUGGCUAUCGACGAGCACUACCACGAAGUUCUUCGCAUGCUCGACAACACGUUUAAGUUCAUCUUCAAGGGCGUCUACGAGAAGUACAGGCACGAGCUCGAUGUCGUCAAACGCCAGUUCCCUCACGAAGACCUUGUUUGGCUGGACCAGACUCUCACUCUUUCAUUUUCCGAGGCCGUCCGUCUCCUGAACGAGUCCGGGUGGAGAGAUGAAGAAGGAAACCCCCUGCCCGAAAACGAGGAUCUUGGCACGAGAGAUGAGAUCCAGCUUGGCAAGGUCAUCAAGGAGAAAUACAACACUGACUACUACAUCAUUGACAAGUUCCCGGCUUCUGCCCGUCCUUUCUAUGCCAUGCCAGACCCCGAGAACUCGGACAUCACCAACUCGUUCGAUAUCUUCCUGCGUGGCCAGGAGAUCCUGUCUGGUGGACAGCGUAUCCAUGACGCGGACAUGCUGAUCAGGAACAUGGAAAGGCUUAAGAUGGACCCGAAGGUUCUGGAAGAGUAUGUCCAGGGCUUCGAAUGGGGUGCUCCUCCCCACGGAGGUGGUGGUAUUGGUUUGGAGCGCAUGCUCAUGCUUUUCCUCAACCUCGGCGACAUCAGACAUGCCUCCAUGUACCCCAGGGACCCCAAGAGCUUGCCUGCGAAGCCGCCGGUCAAGCAGUUGCGUCACCCUGAAGCAAGCACACUUCACCCGCCGUGGGAGGGCCAAGACCGUGUCACCGCCCACAUCGACUUCCAGACCAUCGAGAAGCUUAUCGCCAACUACGGCGAUGCUUCCAACACAUCCUGGCUCGAGCCGCGCACUCAGAUUUGGCGUGAUGACUUCACGGGUGCUGCCGUCGGCUUUGUACCGCAGGGUGAUUACGCAAUUACCGUGGGCGAUCCGCUGUGUCACCAGUCUCAGUACGUCAAGACUAUUUCCGGAUAUCUCAGGUGGAUCAAGAAGGAGCGUAACCUCAAGCCGCUGUGGCUGCUGGUCGGCCCGGAAGUUGAGGAAGUGCUGGCCACUCGCUUCAACUGGCGCACGUUCUCGGUUGCCGCUGAGCAGCGUCUUGAUCCUACCAACAACCCUGCACAACGUGACCACGACCUGCAGCGCAAGAUCAGACAUGCGGAGAAGGAGGGCAUCAAGAUUGUCGACUACCCGCUCGGUUCGCCGCCACCGCAAGAAAUCCGCGAUAAGGUCGACCAGCGUGUCCAGGAUUGGUUGAACAACCGCAAGGGCAAGCAGGUCCACCUGACGGACAUCCACCCAUGGCAGGACAUGGAGCACCGGUGGUACUUCUACGCACAGGACAAGGAGGGUAACAUUUCCGCGUUCGUCGCGCUCGCCCAGCUCUCGCCCGACCACGGGUGGCAGGUCAAGUACUCGCUCGACUUCCCGGGAGCCGCGUCGGGCACGAUUGAAUAUAUUGUCACGCACUCUCUCAAGAAGCUUGCGGAGAAGGGCGAGACCAACGUCACGUUCGGUGGUGGUGCCAGCUCCAAGUUCACGCCUGGGCACAACAUGAAGAAGCCGCGUGUCAAGGUGCUGAGCAAGGCUUAUCAUGCGAUUGCCACGGAGCUCAAGCUCACAAACAAGAGCGAGUUCCGCGAAAAGCUGGGCGCGCACGAGGAUCCGAUCUACGUGUGCUACCCGCCCCAUGGGCUGGGUCCCAUGGCUGUGAAGGCGAUCCUGAGCUUCUUCGAGGAUGAUGACUAG
Molecule: messenger RNA, 3093 nt
Organism: Lasiodiplodia theobromae
Lineage: Eukaryota; Fungi; Ascomycota; Dothideomycetes; Botryosphaeriales; Botryosphaeriaceae
Product: Aspartyl-tRNA synthetase
Exons: 1
Coding region: 1-3093 (1030 amino acids)
Biological process (GO): aspartyl-tRNA aminoacylation
Cellular component (GO): cytoplasm; aminoacyl-tRNA synthetase multienzyme complex; cytosol
Molecular function (GO): RNA binding; aspartate-tRNA ligase activity; ATP binding
Source: RefSeq, a predicted model, not a curated record